This is a messenger RNA of Acipenser ruthenus (sterlet), 1889 nucleotides long. RefSeq names its product single-stranded DNA-binding protein, mitochondrial-like. Lineage: Eukaryota; Metazoa; Chordata; Actinopteri; Acipenseriformes; Acipenseridae. The coding region runs from base 170 to 616 and encodes 148 amino acids. The transcript is spliced from 7 exons. Gene Ontology annotation, molecular function: single-stranded DNA binding. Gene Ontology annotation, cellular component: mitochondrial nucleoid. The record is from RefSeq and is a predicted model, not a curated record. Gene Ontology annotation, biological process: positive regulation of helicase activity; mitochondrial DNA replication.
AAGAUGUACAGAGAAAGAAAGAAAGACUGAAGCCUUGACAUUUGCAAUGCAAACGCUGCAGUUCGUGUUUCUACUCGGGGAGGAGUAGGUAAAGCGACGGACCGGAUACAGCGUGGGCAACUGGAGACAGGUCUGUGGAGCAUAAGAUCCCCGAGAGAGAAGCACAGCCAUGUUUAGAAGGGCAUCAGUGCAGGUAUUCCGACAGUAUGUCAGACAUCAGUCAAACGAAAUGAACUCCCUCAUCCUGGAGAGAUCUAUGAACCGAGUGCAGCUCCUGGGGCGCGUGGGUCAGGACCCAGUGAUGCGGCAGGUUGAGGGGAGGAACCCUGUCACCAUAUUCUCCAUGGCAACCAAUGAGACGUGGCGAUCGGAGGAAGGGGACUCCACUUCUACAGGAGAUGUCAGCCAGAAGACCACGUGGCACAGGAUCUCUGUGUUCCGGCCAGGGCUGCGGGAUGUGGCUUACCAAUAUGUGAAAAAGGGAGCUCGUGUUCUGGUUGAAGGAAAGCUUGAUUAUGGGGAAUAUGUGGAUAAAAACAACGUCAGACGACAAGCCACCACCAUUAUAGCAGACAAUAUCGUCUUUUUAAGUGACACCUUGAAGGAGAGAGUCUGAGAAAACCAGCCACCGCCGGUUCCUCUAAUAGAAAAAAAACCUUUUAUAUUUUAGUAUUUUUCAAGUAUGGUGAGAACACUGAUUAUAAGGGGGUCGCUAAUUACAGACUUGGCUAUGUAUAUUUGUGUGUAAAAUGUCAAAGGAUGUUAGUGGAUGGUAGCCUUUUAAUUUAGGUGGCAUUCCCUUGUGAGCAAUGAUCUUGACACUUAAAGUUCUGAAGAAAGCAGCUAGCUAUUUCAGUUAGCUGACUAAUCCCCAAGAGAUGAAUAUUGAAACUUUAUGGAUCCUCAUUCUCAGCCAGUCAGAUUGUUCACAUGCAAGAGAAUUUAAGCUGUCAGUUGAUCAUUUUGAAACCAAGAAAAACAAGUUUGAAGUUGACUGUAAUUUGUAUAAAAGCUUUCUCUUUCUUGUUCUGACUGGGUACUGUAAAUACUGCUUCAAUGGGUUUGAUGUCUCCAUGCUUGAAACUCGGAUGGCAUCUAUUUCCACUGAUGGCUUCAAUUUACUUUUAGUUAAGUGUCCUCGGUAUCAAAUCAAGACACUGAACAGUCAAUCCAGAUGCAGAAGAGACUUACUAGAUUUCUCACUGUGCAAAGGUUGAGUGUCCACAAGGCCUGUUUCGGGGCAAAGGGUUGUCUUUGCAAUGUAAUUAAUAACAUUGAGCAACAUUUAAAAAGUAAAGAAACGUAAUUGGAAAAUAGAUGUUGUGCCUUCCAUUCAUAAUGUUACCAUUUAAACUCUUAAGAAAUGAUGUAAGAAGAAUUUGUUCUUGUUGGCUUGUGAUUUUCCCAUUACAGUAUUUUUUAUAAAAGAUCAGUGUUUAUUUUAAUGUUUUGUUCAUAUUACAUGUUACUGUAAAUGUUCCACUUUCCAACCACUGCUUAUAUUUCCAAAUAUCCAUUUAACUGUAUCCUUACAAACCAUUCUGUCAGGUGCCAUUCACCUUAAUCUGUUUCUUGAUGAAAGCAAAGGUAAAAGUUCUGGAAUGUCCUUUGGAAUCCCCAGAUCUCAUUCCAAUAGAAAUGAUCUGAAAAAGCUGUAGCCAAUCAUUGUGUAUCCAAUCUGUCUGAGCUGAAGGAAAUAUGCAAGACAGAAUAGUCCAGAUGUCACCAACAAGAUGUAACAAGCUAGUUAAGAAUUCUCAUAUAUGUCUGAAAGCCGUUAUAAAGGAGGACUGCUUUAAAUUAAAUUAGUUUUUUUUUUUAAAUUAUUUGUUAAAUUACCAGAAAUUGUGUAUUUUGGUUUUAGUUUUAUUAAAAUGUGGUUAAAGUUU